This is a messenger RNA of Linum trigynum, 728 nucleotides long. The record is from the annotation of a GenBank genome assembly. Lineage: Eukaryota; Viridiplantae; Streptophyta; Magnoliopsida; Malpighiales; Linaceae.
AUGCACCACUCACAAAACCACCACCACCCUUCUUUUACUCACUUAGCUUCCGAUGGAGAACCGAUCAUCGGCGGAGAAUGACGGCAGCGGCGGAGACGUGAAGUACCGGGGGGUGCGCCACCGUCCUUGGGGGAAAUUCGCUGCGGAGAUACGCGACUCGGCGAGGAACGGGCAGAGGAUAUGGCUGGGGACAUUCGACACGGCGGAGGAGGCGGCCAGGGCUUACGAUCGGGCCGCCUACGCGAUGAGAGGCCACAUUGCCGUCCUCAACUUCCCUCACGAGUAUCCAAUGGGCCGGGGCCCAUCCGCUGCCUCGGCCCGCCGCGGUUCAUCGUCUUCUUCUUCUUCUUCGGCUCAUCAGGUUGUGGAGUUCGAGUACUUGGACGACAGGUUGCUGGAGGAGAUGCUGGAGCAAGAAGAGAACAGGAGGAGGAGCCACCGUUUUGAUGAUUAAUGGCUCUCUCUAGCUAGCUAGCUUGAUAAAUUGAAGCCAGCUAGUAACCUUUCUAAGUUGAUGAUUGUGACCUAUACAUAUAUGUAUGUGCAACAAGCAGUAUUCAUAUAGAUAAAUUUAUGAGCUGACGGUGAAGUUUCUACCUGAUGCUUCAGGCCUGUGGCCAGAGAUAAUGGCGGGAAUUUGUAAAGUACGUACAAUCGCUAUCCAUCAAUUUGGAAACCAUUAUUAAUUUUAUACAAAUCAGCCGGCUUAAUGAAUAUUGAGUUACAAU